AUGGCCAAUCAAACAAGGAAAACUGAGUGGCUAAACUCUAUCAUCACAUUGAUAGAAUCUGUAGACUAUGAUUAUGUUCAAUCUUGUAGUAUUUCGGUGGUUCCAGAAGGACUUAAAAAAUGGAAUGAGGAUGCAUACAUUCCAAGGAAGGUGUCAAUUGGACCACAAUUUAUGGGAUGGAGAGAAGACCUUCUGCUCAUAGAAGAAGUCAAAUUACGCUGCAUGUUGUCUCUUAUUCAUAGAGGAGCAGGUGCAGCACGUGAAAGCUUGAAGAAAUGCAGUGAAGCAGUUUGGGAAUUAGAUGAAAAGGUUCGUGCAAGUUAUGUGACCUCGCUAAAAUUUGAACAACAGGAACUCGCUAAAAUUAUGUUAUUGGAUGGAUGUUUUCUGUUAGAGCUUCUCAUAUCAAAGUCAGAGGGAUCAAAGGGAUUAAAUUCUCGACUUAAAAGCCGUUUAAAGCCAUCUGGUCCGGCAGCUGAAGUCCUAAAAGACGAUGAUGUUUUGUCUGAUCUAAUGUUGUUGGAGAACCAGAUCCCAAUUCUGGUUCUUCAUGAGUUGUUUCAAACACUUUUUCCAAAUGUGCUCGAACUUGAUAGGGCAAAGAAAAUGCAGAUUAUGGAAGAUGCAUCUACCUCUCAUCAAGAGAAACAUAAGAGGAUAGAGAAGUUGAAGAAGGAGACGAGGGCAAAUAAAAUUAACGAUCUUGCCCUCACUGUCUUAGGAUAUUCUUCUAUUCAGUUACCGUGUCUCCAUGCCCCUCACAUUCUUGAUCUUGUCCACUUCUUUGUUAACACGGGGACAGGUGAGAGAGAAACCGAAGGAGAAGGCAAUAAUCAUGUACUUAUUGAAGAUGGCGUUGUGAAUACUGAGUCUAAGAAACUAAAGUUAAAGAGUUGUGCUUUGAGUCUCCAGGCUGCAGGGGUAAGUUUCAAAGUUCUUGAAGAUAGAGAUGAAGCGAUUUCUUGCUUCGAUUUGAUGAGGAAUUAUUUUCGUGGUGUACUCGUAAGGCUUCGUAACAUCAUAUUCAAUACUGAGCAAGUGGAUGUGGCGGUAAGGGAAGUGAAAGGUUUGGACUUCAAUUUUAAGUUCAGAAUGGGGAAACUCGAAAUUGCACAGUUGCAUAUCACAGAAACAACGAAAGCAAAGUGGCGCAAUGUCAUUGUUUGGGAGCAUCAUAAAAAGAAUGGGAAAAGUUCUUCGUCUUCAACCCAGAGCCUCACUAGUCCCAUCGGCAAAUUUACUUCGUCUGCGUUGAUUUUCCAUGGGUUAAUUUGUUGCUCGGCUGAUGUAAUUUUUCUGAAGGAAAAGAAAAUCAUUGUGGAUCAUACGAAGAUGAGUAAUGGUGAGUUGAAAGAGUUUUUCCGUACCAUGUCGUUUGGAGUUGAUCCUGGGAUAGUUGAUUCCAGUUAUGUUCAACUAGUUAAUGAAUUGAACAACUACUCUGAUGUGUUUUUCAUAUUAAGGAUCUUGAAAUUAUCGUGGCAUUUUUCCAUAUGUUGUCUAGAACGGCUUAUCAAGUUUUUGAAAGAAGAUUACAACUUUGUUGCUGCACUGCUUGCUCUACUUAGUGUUGUGCAGACUGUUUAUGCACUCCUAGCCUAUUAUCUCAGCAAGUAG
This is a messenger RNA of Medicago truncatula (barrel medic), 1617 nucleotides long. RefSeq names its product UPF0481 protein At3g47200. The record is from RefSeq and is a predicted model, not a curated record. Lineage: Eukaryota; Viridiplantae; Streptophyta; Magnoliopsida; Fabales; Fabaceae. Bases 1 to 1617 code for a protein of 538 amino acids. The transcript has a single exon.